UGUCCCGGAUGCUCGGUGAGAGAGUGAGCCCAGGCAGGGAAGUGUUCCUGAUUUACCCCAGCCUGGGGAAAGCAGAUCAGCCUGGCUGGAGAGGGAGCAGCCCUGCAGGAAGGAUGGGAAUGGUGCUGCGAGCAGCCGUGUUCCUGAGCUCCCUUCUCCACUGCAGCGCUUUUCUGGACCUGAGUGGUUCCAGUGAGAUCAAAGGGGUCUGGAAGGACUCUGUCACUCUGCCUUGUGCCUUUGUGCCUGUGGAAGACCUCGUGCAGCAAACCAUCACCUGGACUGUGGUGCAUGACAAGGGUUCAGGUGCCAUCAUUCGGAGGGAUGACUCUGGGGACCACGUUCUCCUGUCUGAGUACAGGGACAGAGUCAGCAUCCCAAAGCAUGCCCCAGGAAAUGUGUCUCUUCUCAUCCGGACCCUGGAGAUCUCUGACAGAGGAACCUACACUUGCCAGGUCACCUGGAGAGACAGCAACAACAGCCUGAUAGCAAAGGAGAUCACCACCAGAUUGGAGGUUGUUAAAGUGGCAGCCACCAAGCCCAUCAUCAGAGCUGCGGAGCCGGGGCUGACGCUGCCGGCCGGAGCCAGCACCAGCCUGAGCUGCGAGGCCGGCGGCUCCCCUCCCAUCAGCUACCGCUGGUUCCGGAGCGGCCCGGCGGGCACAGCCGAGCUCCUGAGCAGCGGCGCUGAGCUGGCCUGGCCCAGCCUGCGGCCCUCGGACAGCGGCACGUACUUCUGCGAGGCACAAAACAGGGCUGGGGCCGGCGCCGUGCAGCGCAGCGAUGCUGUGCACCUGACGGUCACAGCUCUGCCCACAACAACAGCAGCUGUGCAGAGGAGUGUGGGAACCACGGGGGGACACCACUCAACCACCAGUCAGGAAAAACCUCAAACAGAGCUGGUGUCUGGAGGUACCUCAGGAAUCUCUUGGACUCCAUGGGGCCCCACCACUACUGCAGAUCUGCCCAUAACAGCAACGACUUCUGAGAGUGGUGUGGGAUAUCCAGGGAAGAAUGAAACAAUUCAUGAAUUCCAGAGGACUGGCUUGUCCCUGUACCUGGUCAUCCUGAUUGCUGUGGUCUGUGGUGCUGUGGUUUUCCUUAUCAUCUCUCUUAUCACUUGCAUUAGAAAGCCCAAAGAUGCUCAAGUCUAUGAUGUAAAAUUCCACAACUCAAGAGCAGCAGCUUCUUCCAGCACAGGUCACUAUGAGGAACCCAUCUCUGCCUCUGAAAACCACUAUGUGAUGGAGCUCAGUGAAAACAAAGUCUCUGAAGAAGUAAAUAAGAAUGUGUCUGGCUCUGUUGCCAGCCCCCAAGAAUCUGAGUAUGAAGUAGGGGACACUUCGUAAGAGCCAACAAUGCUCUGCAGAUACCAGUCCUGAGGAGCACCUUCACCCAGACAAAAUACAUAUUUAUUUUCCCUUCUGCCCCUGACAAAUAGGUUGGACAAGCAGUGGCUGCUCUCCCUUCACCGUCCCUGCAGUGAAAAUGCAGGAACUUCAGUUACAGACUGCUGUAUAGAAUCUCUGAUUUUGUUUUCCUUGAUUCCAUUUCACCACCUCUAUCCACUAAAGCCCUUUGAAUGCUGCAGCAGGCAGGUCCCAGGCUAGGAGCACUAUACUGAACUUACUGCUUUAUCUGGCCAAAAUGACCAGUGUUUCCAGCCUUUGUGUGGUGGGAGGAGAGCCAGCACCAGGGGCUGCUCAGCCUCCCCCUCCCUGUGGGUGAGCAGGGCGGUCAGUCACACUGGGGUCUGAGCUCUCACUGCUGAAACCCCAUGGGUAAGGGCUGCAAGGAAUCCCACAGCUUGCCCCAAAAUCACUCAAUUCCAGCUGCACUGCAAAGGCACAGACAAUGCAGCCCUCCAAAAGUGGUUAAACAGCAGUGUUAUCCUGGCUGGACAGCCAGCACCAGGAGCUGAUGAUAUUAAAUACAGCUGUUGUAAGGCAAGCUCAUUAAACUGAAAAUAAUUCCGUGAA
This is a messenger RNA of Haemorhous mexicanus (house finch), 1979 nucleotides long. Its product is annotated as V-set and immunoglobulin domain-containing protein 4-like. Lineage: Eukaryota; Metazoa; Chordata; Aves; Passeriformes; Fringillidae. Gene Ontology annotation, biological process: negative regulation of T cell proliferation; negative regulation of macrophage activation; negative regulation of complement activation, alternative pathway. The record is from RefSeq and is a predicted model, not a curated record. Bases 9 to 1349 code for a protein of 446 amino acids. The transcript is spliced from 9 exons. Gene Ontology annotation, molecular function: complement component C3b binding.